This is a messenger RNA of Porites lobata, 2029 nucleotides long. The record is from the annotation of a GenBank genome assembly. Lineage: Eukaryota; Metazoa; Cnidaria; Anthozoa; Scleractinia; Poritidae.
AUGGUACGCGGAGCAAGUGGCGUCCCAUCGCGUGUUCAACCUGCAAGCCGAACUGUUGAAAUACUGCCAGUCCGACGUCCGGAUCCUGAAACAGGCGUGUACCCUCUUCGAGCGCGAAUUCAGGGGUAUUUGCGGGUUCGACCCCUUCGAACAAUGCAUCACCAUCGCCUCGGCGUGCAACGUGGCCUACCGUCGGCAUUGGAUGCGGCCCCGAACCCUGGCCGUCGAACCCCUGCACGGCUGGCAUCCGCAGAUCCGUCAAUCGAGAGCCGCCUUGGAAUGGUUGUACCACCUAGAACGCAUCCUGCCCCCACCCACGGACGGGGAACCGCGCCUACGCCACAGUCGUAACGGAGGCGAAGUGCUGUUCCGGAUCGGCGAGCAUCGCUACCACGCGGACGGCUACGACCCGCGCACCGGGUUCGUGUACGAAUUCUACGGCUGUUUCUACCACGGGUGCCCCGAAUGUUUUCCCCAGCGACACCAGCGGCACGCCAAACUCGACGGGGCCACGCCCCACGAACUGUACGCGCGCACGGUCCAACGGGCCGAACGCAUUCGUCAAGGCGGUCACGUGAUGGUCGAAAAGUGGGAGUGCGAGUGGGACGCCCAAAAGAGGGAGGAUCCCGAGUUGCGCCUAUGGGCCGAGACCCUGGAUCUGGUGACGCCCCUGGAUCCCUGCGACGCUCUUUUCGGUGGACGGACCGAAGCCGUGCGAGCCCACUGUCAGGCCCAGCCGGACCAACACAUCUUCUACGACGAUUUCACGUCGCUGUACCCGUGGGUCAAUAAGAAUUGCAAGUACCCCGUGGGGCAUCCCGUCAUUCACACGCAGUUCACCUGCCAGACCCCCGAAGACUGGGACCGACUGGUACGCCAUCAAUCGUACGGGUUGGUCCAAUGCCGCGUCCUGCCGCCUCACUACCUGUUUCAUCCCGUGCUGCCCGUCCGCGUGGCCGGCAAGUUGUUGUUUCCAUUAUGCGUCCGAUGCGCCCGAGACCAAGUGCCUCUGCCCUGGACGGAACGCACCCACAUCUGCGACCACACCCCUCGAGAACGAGCCUUCGUGGGGACGUGGUGCACGCCCGAAUUGGUGCUGGCCCUGGACCAAGGGUACGUGAUCCUGCACAUCUACGAACUGUGGAACUUUCGUACGACCUCCACCACCCUGUUCAGGGAUUACAUCAAUACCUGGAUCAAGGUGAAACAGGAAGCCGACGGCUGGCCCUCGCCCGAGGUGGCCAAAGAUCCCGCCUUGCAGAUCGAGUACCUGGAAGAGUUUCGGCGCGUGGAAGGGGUGAUCCUCGACCCGGCCAAGAUCGAACGCAACGAGGGUCGACGCACUUUGGGCAAAUUGAUGGCCAACAGUUUCUGGGGUAAAUUCGGUCAACGCACCAACAAGACCCAGGUGACCACCUGCAAGGACCCCGAGACCUUCUUCGAUCUCUUUCUCGACGGCGAACGCGACAUCCAUCGCAUCCUGCCGGCCGGCGAACAGAUGAUCGACGUGUACCACUCGUUCAAAGAAGACGUGGGCGAACUGGGUACCAACACCAACAUCUUCGUGGCCGCCUUCACCACGGCCCACGCGCGCGUCAAAUUGUAUCACGACGGACUGCUCCCCCUGCACACCCGCGUGCUGUACAUGGACACGGAUUCCGUGGUGUACCUGGCCACCCAAGGCGAGACCCACCUGCCGCGAGGACGUUUCCUGGGGCAAUUCAAGGACGAACUGAAAGGCGACGUCAUCGACGAAUUCGUGGCCGGCGGACCCAAAAAUUACGCCUACCGCACCCGUUCGGGACAAGAAUGUUGCAAGGUGCGCGGCUUCACCCUGGACGCCCGGGGACAAGCCGUCCUGAACUUCGAGAGCGUCCGAAACCUGGUGCAGAAAGACAUCGACGAGCCUCUCGAUCGUCCCAGAAUGCUGUCCGUCGACAACCCCCAUCACAUCGUACGGAACGUCACCGACAAGACGCUCCAUUCCGUGCGGCAACUCAAGACCUACUGCAUGGUCCAAGACAAACGG